Molecule: messenger RNA, 2448 nt
Organism: Trachemys scripta elegans
Lineage: Eukaryota; Metazoa; Chordata; Testudines; Emydidae
Gene: EME2
Product: essential meiotic structure-specific endonuclease subunit 2
Biological process (GO): replication fork processing; double-strand break repair; resolution of meiotic recombination intermediates
Cellular component (GO): nucleus; Holliday junction resolvase complex
Molecular function (GO): nuclease activity; DNA binding
Source: RefSeq, a predicted model, not a curated record
AAAUCUCCAGAGACAGGUAUAAAUCCCUUCUUUGUGUGGGUUUUAGUUGCUAUUUAUUACCACUCCCUUUCCUCCCCUAAUGUCUGGCCUGUUCUCUCUCUCCUUUCAGGUCUACUAGAAGAUCCCGGAUCAGAUGCUUUGAUGGAAACUUUUGGUUCCUUGGAAUGUAAAUACUACAUUGAGUCCCAGGAAGUGCCCUGCAGCAUAACUUGGAGGAGAAACACUCCUAACAGUUUCUCCAGUACCGAUGGUCCCCUGGUGAAGGCUGACGAGGAAAAUGAGUUGUUGGUGCUGGUAGAUUCGAAGGACUUUCUCAAGCGUCUCUUUUCUAUAACUCAGAGUUUAAGAGAAGCCCCAUCAGGGAGCAGGCCUGAUCAGCCUUUGGACCGUCUGAAAGGCCCCUUCCUAAAAUCCUACAGCCUGGCUGUCCAUGGACUUGGCACCUACAGGUGGUAUGAUCUGCAUCAGGACAAGCAGUGGUCACUGAGACCUGGAGAGCAGAGCAGACAGGAGGAUCCCAGAUUCCAGCCCAGCCCAGAGCUGUCUACGACGCAGCAGGAGAUAGAGAAGGGGCUGGUGGUGCAACUGCUCUGGGGUAACACUGAGGUCUGGUUCCUGGACACAUGGCAUGAGUUGAGCCAGCAUGUUUCUGCACUGACCAAGACAAUAGCAAAACACCCAUACAAGAAACAGCUGGAGACCCAACUAUUCUCCUUCUGCACUGAUGGGGGCUGGUCCAGUGGCAUACGUGUGGAGAAGGACGGGAUGGGACUGCAACAGGUGUGGAAGAGACAAAUCCAGCAGUUUAACAAAGUUAGCCCUGUUGCGGGCUAGACAAAUCCAGCAGCCAUAGCAGCAGCAUACCCUUCCCCAAGCCUACUACUUCAGGCCUAUCAAGAGUGCAGCACAGAGAAGGACAGACUCCUCCUGCUGCGUGACAUUUGGGUAAAAGCAGAGGAUAGCAGGAGAGAACGACAGCUUGGGCCAGACUUAUCCUGCCAAGUCUCUCUCUUAUUGACAUCCACUAAUCAAGACCUUGUUUUGGACUUAAGUGCUUAGUGGAUUUUGAAAAAUUUAUUAGAGCAUAAGCUUUCGUGGACUACAGCCCAUUUGUUAGUCUCUAAGGUGCCACAAGUACUCCUGUUCUUCUUUUAGUGAAUUUUGGGAAAUGAUGGGGUUGGUCUGUCCAGAUGUUAAAUCUAGCAGUGCCUGAGCUAUCAUUAGCUUAGCAGUGCUGCUCUGAAUCCAGCCUCUUGAGGCAGUGGAUUCUGCUUCAGAAUGGAGACUUGUACUUCAAGACAUUUCUCAUUACAGAUGCUGGCUUCAGCCCCAUGGCUCCAGUUUUGCUAUUUAAAUAAAUACCCUUCCUUGCGCAUCCAUGGGCAGAGCAGAGUAAAAGCUGGUAGUCUUAGAACACAACAGUGCAGCCAGGAGUACAGUGAUCUCUCCCUGGGCAGCAUGAGAUUAGUACUCCUGUGUCAGCCAUGCAGCAAGACCUUGGCAGGCUUAGCCUCUCUUGGCUGCUUUAUAGACCUGAUUCGUAACCUCCCUGCUCCCCACAGGUCCUUGUGGGAGAUGGUCUGGUUAGGCUCCUGACUCCCAGCACCACCACCCUGGCUGUUGUCUCCUGAGUGGGGUAGAACCACUUUAAAGGUGGCGGGGGGGAGGAAUUAACCAGUGGUCUUGACUACCUGCUGGCCUAGAGGGGAGUAGCUUAGCUGUGAGAGAGCAGACCAGACUAAAAUGAGUAAAAUCAUCUGCACUUGGAUAGCUGGGCUCCCCAGCCGUCAAUGCCAGGCUAGCUAGAGAAAACUCUUGAACAAAAAGGGAGUGUGUAUUAUUCCACCCCAGAGAUGUUAAGGUCAACUGCUUUAAAAAUGGCCUCUCGCUGGGUUCCCAAACUUUGACCACUAGUGUUUGAAUUUUGAUAGGUACUUAGUACUCCCAGCUCCCCUUGACUCUCGGAACUGUGGAUUUUGAAUGCUUCUGAAAAUAAGGCCCUAGCUCUUUAAGUUUGGGUUUCCGUGUUGAAAUGAGAAUCCUCUCUUGCUUCAGUGGGUCUCCAGGUAGCAUUGCUCACUUACUUGGAGGAGGGAAACUAGGGACAGCAGAUGAAUAAAAAUCCUUGUUUCCAAUGGCUGUUCCAUGGGGAUACGUUCUUCCAAUAAACUAAUUUAAGUAAACAAGCUGGCUAGGUCAUUGUGUUGCCAAAGAAAUUUCUUGUUCAACCAUGUUAAGAUAUAGAUAUUCAGGCCUGUCUGUAAAGGCCUAUAUUUUAAGAAUUUAGGUGUAUUCUUAUCACUUAGCUAGUUAUAGAGGUAUAAAAGAACGAAUCAAAAUCACUUUCUGUAUGUGUAAGAGCCUUCUUUCACUGACAGUCUGAGGCCUGGUUCUUAGGCUAAGGCCUUUGGCUAAGCAGCAGAGGCAGCCAUAAACUGGGAAAUGCAU